AAGCGGGUGCUGCGCUCCGCACCGUCCCCAGCCGCAGAGAGGCGGCGCGGCCCGGGCUCCUCGGCCGGAAGUCCGCCCGGCGCUUCCCGGGGGAGCCGCCCCGGGCGGAAGCGGGCGCAGCCGCAGUCCGCGCGGGGCGCCGCACGAUGUUCCUUCCCAGGUCCCUGAAGGUCAAGCGCCGCGCCGACCAGGACGGCGGAGGCGCUGCCGCCGAGAAGCGCAGACCCGAAGCGGAAGAGCCCCGGCUGGACGCAGGCGGGGACGGCCCGGCCGCCGCCCCUGCUCCUGGGCCUGCCGGCCGGGCGCCCGCGGCGAGCGCGGCCGGAGCCGAGCCGGGGCCGCGGGACAGCGGCCUCACGGAGGAGCCCGUGAGGUCCUUCUCCAGAACGCAGCGCCGGGCCGAGCCCGGGGAGCCGGUGUGCACGGUGUGCGGGCGCUACGGAGAGUACAUCUGCGACGACACGGGGGAGGACGUGUGCAGCCUCGAGUGUAAAGCCAAGCACCUGCUGCGGGUGAGGGCGGCGGAGGGGCCGCCGGAGCCCCGCGGUCCCCAGGGAGCCGGCGCCGGCCCGGCGGCUCCGCGUCCCGCUGCCUACGUCUACGCCGAGCACGCCUUCGUCUCGAACCUUCGCGAGGACCAGAUCGAAAACCUCAGACGGCAGCUGGGAAUCGUGGUGCAAGGGCAGGGCGUCCCCAGGCCCAUCGUGGACUUCGAGCACUGCGGCUUCCCCGAGGCCUUGAACCUCAACCUGCAGGCCUCGGGCUACGAGGUCCCCACCCCCAUCCAGAUGCAGAUGAUCCCCGCGGGGCUGCUGGGCAGAGACGUGCUGGCCAGCGCGGACACCGGCUCCGGGAAGACGGCCGCCUUCCUGCUGCCCGUCAUCGUGCGGGCGCUGUGGCAGAGCAAAGCGCCCUCCGCGCUCAUCCUCACGCCCACGCGGGAGCUGGCCAUCCAGAUAGAGCGCCAGGCCCAGGAGCUGAUGCGCGGCCUGCCCCGCAUGAGGACCGCGCUGCUGGUGGGGGGCCUGCCCGCGCCCCCGCAGCUCCACCGCCUGCGCCAGCACGUUCAGGUUAUCAUAGCAACUCCCGGGCGACUUCUGGAUAUCAUAAAGCAGAGCUCUGUAGAACUCGGCGGGAUAAAAAUUGUAGUGGUGGAUGAAGCUGAUACCAUGUUAAAGAUGGGCUUUCGGCAGCGAGUGCUUGACAUCUUGGAACACGUGCCUCCUGACUCUCAGACCCUCCUGGCGUCGGCCACGAUUCCAGCCAGCAUAGAGCAGCUCGCAGGCCAGCUCCUGCACGACCCCGUGAGGGUCAUCGCCGGCGGGGAGAACCUGCCCUGCCCCAGCGUGCGCCAGAUUGUGCUGUGGGUGGAGGAGCCAGCGAAGAAGAAAAAGCUGUUUGAGAUCUUGAACGAUAAGAAACUCUUUAAGCCGCCAGUGUUAGUAUUUGUGGACUGCAGACUGGGAGCAGAUCUGUUGAGCGAGGCCGUUCAGAAAAUCACAGGUCUAAAAAGCACCUCUGUGCACUCAGAGAAGUCACAGACAGAAAGGAACAACAUACUGAAGGGGCUACUCGAAGGAGACUGUGACGUUGUCGUGAGCACGGGGGUCCUGGGAAGAGGCCUAGACUUGGUCAGCGUCAAGCUGGUCGUCAACUUCGACAUGCCUUCCAGCAUGGACGAGUACGUGCACCAGGUUGGAAGAGUGGGGCGAUUAGGUCAAAACGGAACAGCGAUUACUUUCAUCAAUAACAGCUCGAAGAGACUCUUCUGGGAUGUUGCCAAGCGAGUGACGCCCACAGGCUCCCUCCUGCCGCCGCAGCUGCUGAACUCCCCGUACCUUCACGAGCAGAAGAAGAAGGAGCAGCGGAGGGCUGCGCAGACGCACGGUGACCUGGUGGCCGGGGCUGACCUCAUGGACCUCAUUAGAAAACACGACAAGAGCAACUCUCAGAAGUGAUGCGCUGCACCACCUCGAAUGAUUUUUACUGUAUGUUGUCCGUGAAAUUUCUGUACGUUAUUCCUGGGUGGCUUGAUGACUGCGACACGUACGUGAAACACUUAACAUGAUGUAAGAAGUUUUAGUAGACUAUCAAAUUUAUACAGCAAUAUUAUAUUUAUUUGCCUUUUUAAUUUUCGUAAAUUAAAAACAUCAGAAAGUGAAUAAAAUAAAAAUUCCUUCUCUCUGGGAAAAGUCCUUUUCUUUCCAAUAGCUUCCUCGUAGCUGCCGUCAGAACCAGAAACGCGCACGGCCUGACGCGGGCAGCGCUGCUUCUGCUGUGUCCGCUGUGCUGCCUGCGCGUGGGCUCCUGUCGGGAGAAAAGUGCAGGAUAGAAAACGGGAGGAGUGCUCCAUGCUUCUUUUCAAAGAAAUGGAAAAUAUCUAUUUUCUCUCUCCAUUUUCCACGGGCUGCUCGUCAAAAUGAUGUCACGUUAUAUGACUGUUGUGUUGCAAUAUGUAGCUUUAUGCUAAUGCCACCUUGCGAAUUCCGUUGAUUUAUUUAAAAAAUAAAUUUAAA
Messenger RNA from Hippopotamus amphibius kiboko, 2516 nucleotides. RefSeq names its product DEAD-box helicase 59 (gene DDX59). Lineage: Eukaryota; Metazoa; Chordata; Mammalia; Artiodactyla; Hippopotamidae. The transcript has 8 exons. Gene Ontology annotation, molecular function: ATP binding; nucleic acid binding; RNA helicase activity. The coding region runs from base 147 to 1958 and encodes 603 amino acids. The record is from RefSeq and is a predicted model, not a curated record.